Messenger RNA from Medioppia subpectinata, 1372 nucleotides. The record is from the annotation of a GenBank genome assembly. Lineage: Eukaryota; Metazoa; Arthropoda; Arachnida; Sarcoptiformes; Oppiidae.
AUGAAUUUUUUCGCAAUUUUUUCGUUUCUUUUGUUCUUCUCUUCGAUUUGGAGUAAAAUCGCGGAAAACCAACUUCUGCAGGACGCGCCGCCAGAGGGCGUCUCCGACUCGCAGCAGCCCUCCAACGACUUGGAGCUGGAAAAAGGCUGCGACCGCGCGGGCGCCGAGCCCAUGAGCGUGACGGAGCUGUGCGCGCUUCCCCCGCAUAAGGGCACCGGCAAUGACGACAUCUUCCGCUACUAUUACAACCCCGUCGUCCAGAUGUGUCUUCCCUUCUCCUAUUCGGGCAAAGGCGGAAACUCGAAUCGUUUCGUUUCGGUGAAGAACUGCUACGAGAUCUGUCACCCUUCGGAUCCCAGCGUCAAGAAGCCGCGCGUCGUGUCCGCCAUCCGCGCCUACCUCGUGCCCCACCAGAAGAGCGACUGUCCCAAACCCACGCCAAUCACUGCGCGCGAGUACGUGGUGCGCCACCUCCCGCACCCCCUCAACCCCGCGUACACGCUCAGUAUUGUGCAGAGCGUGCAACACGUCGACCGCCCCAAAGACAUGCACUUCGGCUCGUCUUCGGGCAUCGGAGAGGCCAUUGCCCUCAAGUUCGCGGCGUUCGGCGCACACGUCGUCCUCAGCGGCAAAGACGACCAGAAGAUGUCGUCCGUCGCCAUAAAGUGUCGUCAAAUGUCGUCAACAAUACGAGUGUUGCAAUUCAAAGCGGAUCUGCGCGUCGAAGCGGAGGCGCGCGCUUUGGUCGCGAAGACGAUCGAAAAGUUCGCGCGAAUCGACAUUUUGGUCACAAAUGAAAACUCUUGUGUUUUUCAUUCGGUUUUCGAUCCGAAAAUCAUUCAAUUGUUCGACUCUUCGAUCCAAACGAACGUCAGAUCCGUUCUUCAGUUGAUCUCCAUUUGCAUUCCGUUCCUCGAGACGACCAAAGGCAAGGUCGUCGUCGUGUCGUCGCAGGCGUCGUCCAAACCCGUAAUCCUCUCCUUCUUGUGUACUGUUGCCGUGACAACGCUCUCUCCCGCAGAUCCCCUCCAUGAUGACCUAUUGUUGCGCGAAGUCCGCGCUCGACAUGAUCUCCAAGUGUUUGAAUUGGCGCCGAAAGGCAUUCGCGUCAACUGCGUCAGUCCGGCGCUGACGAGGACUCCACUCCUGAACUACGGCGGUCUGGAGGAGGAGUCGGCCGAAGAGGUGGCGAAGAAGUCGACUCAGCGCAUGCGCUCGUUCGCCGAAGUGGAGGACAUCGCGAACGCCGUGGUGUUCCUUUCGUCGGAGAAGUCGUCGUUCAUCACCGGAACUGUGCUUCCGGUCGACGGAAUGAAUGUUUUUAAUUAAAAACUAAUUAAUAAAAAAGUAUCGAAUUUCAAAAAUGGCGAAA